AUGGAAUUUUCGGACAAAAUCACAGUCCAUCUCGUUUAUUCUGACGUCAAAAAAGUUGCCUACAGCAUUGCGUCUCUUCUUCACCAUUUGGCCCAUUCGUCUCUCGGCUCCCUUGCGGUUACUGAUCUCAAACGUCAGCAGUUUGUCCUGGUGGACGGCCAGCUGAAGCUAGCAGACGUUGAUGACCUGGGAAUUUCCGAGCCUACUUGCACAUACCACACGGACUGCACGCCACCGAGAGACGAAUUCAACAUUAUAGAUCCAGAGCCAGUGUUUUGCGUCGGCGGACGGUGCGAAGGGCACAACGAAAGGUCGAACAUCCUGAGAGCCGGCAUAGAUUUUGUGCCUCACGUUUUACCACUCAGCGCACCCGCAUCCCUCGAGCCUCACAUCAGGCAGAUAGUCGAAGCGUACCAGGGCCUCCAUCACUGGGACUCGAACAGGAUCCUCGAGGCGACGCGAGCCCUCAUCACGUCCAGCUAG
Molecule: messenger RNA, 483 nt
Organism: Cimex lectularius (bed bug)
Lineage: Eukaryota; Metazoa; Arthropoda; Insecta; Hemiptera; Cimicidae
Product: extracellular tyrosine-protein kinase PKDCC-like
Exons: 3
Coding region: 1-483 (160 amino acids)
Molecular function (GO): non-membrane spanning protein tyrosine kinase activity
Source: RefSeq, a predicted model, not a curated record